GUCACUGGGUGUUGGUUGCUAUGGAUCUUUCGAGACUAAUGGUGUAUUAUCUCGAUUCGUUAUCGGGUGAUUGGAGUAAAUAUCCGAGUAUGAAGAAGACGGUUGACGCGGCAAUACUAAAAUUUAGAUCGAAAAAGAAUUACCGUAAUAGGAAGGACAUUACCUGGGUCAGAGUUCAGUGUCCUCAGCAAAACAAUUCGGUCGAUUGCGGAUUUUUUGUAUUGAGAUUUAUGAGAGAUAUCAUUGCGUUGAAUCGUAUAGACAUACCAAAAAUGUACUUUGAGGAAUACAAAUCUUACUCAAGAGCUCAUUUGGAUGAAAUGAAGGAUGAAUUGUGUCAAUUCAUUGUUGAUCAAAGAAUCAUAUAGCUAGGUUGUAUAUUGUUGUACAUAUAUGUAUGGAAUGUUGUUGUUGUAUGC
Molecule: messenger RNA, 419 nt
Organism: Lathyrus oleraceus (garden pea)
Lineage: Eukaryota; Viridiplantae; Streptophyta; Magnoliopsida; Fabales; Fabaceae
Exons: 4
Coding region: 21-368 (115 amino acids)
Biological process (GO): proteolysis
Molecular function (GO): cysteine-type peptidase activity
Source: RefSeq, a predicted model, not a curated record